ACUGCAACUCUGAGUGAGUCUUGCAGAUGUGCAUCAGUGAGGCGUGUUCUGUUUGUUCUUGAUGAAGUUCAUGUCAGAAAAGGCUGAUUCACAAAGAUAAGAUUUUUCCUCAAUGUUUGCGGAACCUUAAUCUUUUGGACAUAUUUUCACAGCAAUCUGGCCUUAAGUUUAAUUAUGAUAAAUGUAAAAUGUUAAGGAUCGGAAAUCUAAAGGGAACGUCCUUUCGAAUGGAAUGCAAAGUGCCUGUUUUGUGGACAGAUGGACCAGUUAACAUACUUGGUGUUGUCCCACAAAAUCUGGAAGAUUUAGGCUCAGUAAAUUAUAAUCGACUAAGAAAGCUGGACAAAAUUAUGCAAUUAUGGAAAGGGAAAUCCCUAACCUUGUAUGGUAAAAUGUCUAUUGCCAACUCGUUAAUUAUUCCUCAAUUUAUUUGUUUUUGUCAUUACCAGCUCCAUCACAAAACUUUUUUAAGAUUUAUGAGCGGAGGGUCUUCGAUUUUGUCUGGAACGGCAAACCAGAAAAGAUUAAAAGAGGUUUUGUACAAAGGGUAUGAAUAUGGGGGCCUGAAACUUCUCAACCUUGAAGCUAUGUGUCUGUCUUUAAAAGCAUCAAUUGUUCCAAAGAUGUAUUUAAACAUUGAGUGGUACACAAAUGUCCUGUUGGACAAAAAACAUGAACUGUAUCAAAAGAAAUUGUAUCCUUUUUUACAAGUGAUCCCCUCCCAGAGAGUCUGCUGGGAAACAUGGCGGGGUUCAUAAAGGAAACAAUCCACUCAUAGUGGUGUUUUCAAUUUUAUGUGCCAGAAAAAAGAGACGAUAUUUUGCAGCAGUUAAUAUGGAUGAACUCUAAUAUUGUAAUAGAUGGAAAGCCUUUCUUUUGGAAAAAUAUGUUUGAAAGAGGAAUCAUUUUUGUCAAUGAUAUUAUCAAUGAGAAUGGUAAAAUUAUGAAGUAUGAUGAAUUUAGAGCUAUGUAUGGUGAUGCUUGCUCAAGCUUUUCAUUUUAUCAACUAACUGGAGUAAUUGGGAAAAGAUGGAAACAAAUAAUUAAUUAUGGAACUACUAAAUUAUUAGUUUGUAAACCUCUAAUAAGAAAUUCUAGUUGGCAAAAAGGAACUAAAAUAAAUAGAAACAUAUAUAAUUUGUAUUUAAUAAAGAAAUCUUUGAAAGCUGCCUCAUACAACACAAAUGGAAAAUGGGAGGACUUUUUUGACUGCCCGUUGCCAUGGGAUGCCAUAUUCAAACUAAUCUAUAAAACCACUAUCGAUGUGCAAAAUCGUUAUUUUCAAAUUAAAAUUAUUUAUAACUUCUUACCCACAGGGAAAAUGUUAAAAUUAUGGAAUAUGACAGAGUCAGAUGAUUGCCAAUUUUGUUGUCAGGAGCCUGAAUCCACCCUGCAUUUGUUUUGGUAUUGUCAUAUUGUGUCUUUGUUUUGGGUGGAAGUUGAAAAAAUGUGUUUAAGGAUUGGUUUGUUUAUGAAGCUUAAUGUGGUUUCUGUUAUUUUAGGAGAGUUCAUUGACAAUCAUGAUUUACUCAAUUUAAUUAUAGUACUCGGUAAAAUGUUUAUUUUUAAGGCCAAAAACAGAUAUUCACUUAGUAUUACUUUCUUGAAAACAUUUAUUCAGUAUUUUCUAACUUUAGAAAGUUACAUGGUUGAAAACGAUAAUGAUGCCAAAAAACAUUUAAAAAAACAUGAGAAGUCCUCAAAGGCUUAUUUUGAAAGUAUAAUUAUGUUUAUAGAUUAUAUGAUAUCUGUUGUUGUGUUCCCUAAUUUGAGUGACCUGGACAUAAUUUGGACUGUACAUAAAUGCUUAUUUUGAAAAUGUAAUUUUGUUUAUAAAUUAUAUGCAAUCUGUUGUGUUCCCUAAUUUUUUUCUGUGUACAUGAAUGAAGGUGUGUGUUGCUGAGUCCGGCUUGGACAUUAUCUGGACUGGGCCUGGUUUAAAAAACCCUUUAAACAAAUCUAAUUUCAUUGACAACCUGGUCUGUUGAAGAUAAGGCCCUUUUUAAAAAAAAUAAAAUAAGAUAAAUAAAUAAAAAACAUUUUCUUGGAUAAAAAAGAAAGUAAAACAAUAUAAAAAUAAUUACAUAAAAAAUAGUAAUUAAUGAAAAUGUUAGUGGACCAGCAGCCUAUACAAUCAUGUGUGCUUCAGGGACUGUGUCCCUUGCAGAUGUGUUGUCUAUGUUGUGGGAACCAGAAUAUUGGUAGCAGAAAGAAAUAACCCCUUUUGUGUGAGUGGGUGUGGAUGAGUGUGCAUGGGGGAGGUUGUUUGAGUUUAUGCACUGAUUGGAAGUGUAUCUUGUGUUUUUUCUAUGUAGAUUUAAUUAAAAAAAUUUUUUUUUUUUUUUUUUAAUUUUUAUUUUUAUUUUUUUUUUUUUUAGAACAGGCCCGCGGGCGACUCAUCUGGUCCUUACGGGCGACCUGGUGCCCGCGGGCACCGCGUUGGUGACCCCUGAACUACACCAUCUUCAACCCAAUUAGCACAUGCAGCGGGACAUGCUGUGAAGACUAUAAUGAUGCAUCGGCGCAUCCGCAUCCUUCAAGAUGCGGAUUUGCAAUUUGCCGCGAUGACCAAGAAUGCUGUCCCCAGGGAAACGCCACCGCCAGCGAGGGCACCUGUUGCAACCGCUUGGAGGAUAAGACGUACUACCACGUUGCCAUGGUGACUCGCAAACUUUCCGGUGUUCUGAUUAUGCUCCUUCUAUUUGCGUUGGGAUACUUGGUGCAGCGAGUGUUGUGUUCCAGAUCCAGACAGCUCAACCCGGCGCACAGCGGCGACUCGGCUGUUGCAACCUCUCAGGAGCUGCUAGUGGGGAGCUCCACACCAGACAGCCUCCUGGACUGUGGAACCACGGCUCAACUUCCCACAUAUGAGCAGUGCAAACAUCUGCCAACAUAUGAGGAGACUGUACGGUACGGACAGCCCAAUUCCUCUUUUGGACAAACUACCUGAUAUGGAACACUUAUCUUUUUCCCCCAAUUUAAAGAGACUUGUUACACUUGGAUCUACGUAAAAGAAUUGUUGUCUUGUCAGCAGGAGUAGUUUGGCAUGACUUCCUGAUGAGCUUGAUGCUGCAUAGGUAGCAAUCUGACUAUAAUGGCUCUGCUAAUGUUGAUGAAUAAUUUACAACACCUGACAGCAGAUCUGUAAUAAACUGUUAAUAACUUUGGAUUUUCCUCUGUUUCAGCUUUAGAUGAACCCCAACAUAUACCGCUUAAGCUUUUUUGGCCAAUUAUGUCUCUAACACACAAAGGAUUUGACUCAGACUGUGCUCAAUGUAAGAAUGUCAUUCAGGUAUAUGAGAUGUAUACAUUUUGUCAGAGUAGUUUUCCUAUUAGAGGUUGUGCAGGGAAAUUGCAUUUUA
This is a messenger RNA of Entelurus aequoreus (snake pipefish), 3362 nucleotides long. RefSeq lists its product as uncharacterized. The coding region runs from base 839 to 1816 and encodes 325 amino acids. The record is from RefSeq and is a predicted model, not a curated record. The transcript has 3 exons. NCBI's taxonomy places the organism in Eukaryota, Metazoa, Chordata, Actinopteri, Syngnathiformes, Syngnathidae.